This is a messenger RNA of Didymodactylos carnosus, 1535 nucleotides long. Lineage: Eukaryota; Metazoa; Rotifera; Eurotatoria; Philodinida; Philodinidae. The record is from the annotation of a GenBank genome assembly.
UUGUGUUUGAAAGUUGCAGUUCUUGAACGAAUCGAUUGUAUCGUAUGUUACAAAAUGACGGAUAUUAUUUAAGAUAAUAAAAAUAUCCACGUUUUGUAGAGAAUUUAACGAGGAAUCUUUUGCUAAAAACGUUUUUCUUAAACACUGAUAUCUAAGUGAGAUAUAUGGAAAAUACUGAGAGGCUCAUUCAUUAUGCGUUACCCGUUAUGGGGAACAGAACUGAUAAGAAGAUGACCGUAGUAUUCCAGCAAAAAAUCUUGAAAAAGUAUUCGUUGCACCAUACCUUGUUUAGAUUGGAUAAACGUUUAAUACCUGAUGUUUCUUACACACAAUAUUUAGCAUUAGAUUUAGAGAUUGAUAAACAUGAUAUGGUUAUAAUUGAUGCACGUCAAGGUAGUACAAAACUAAAAAUAGCAUUAAAAGCAAAAAUAUCAAAUUACACACAUAAAGUAGAAAAAAUAGGAGAAAAAAUUCAAACAUUUAUACUGAGUGAAGGUAAAAUGAUUUCUUAUAUUAAAUCAUUACCAACAGCAAAAGAAGUUGAACAAAUUCAUAUUGAAUUUUGUAAAAAUACAACCAUAAAUCAAGAUGAUGACAAUGAAAGUCUCGCACCAAAUGAUAUUGAUUUUUAUUUACAGAUGAAUGAACGUCCAACAGUUAUUGAUCGUAUAUCAUGGGACUAUUUAUUAGAAAAAAGUCGUGAAAUAACGACAUUUUACAAUGAACAACUGUAUGGUCCAUAUAAACAAGGCUCAGAAAAAUUAUCAAAUGAAAAAAUUUUAUUUCACGAUACUUGUACAACCAAUAUAGAUGGAAUAUUCAAAGAAAAUUUUCUUUGUAAACAAACAACUGAUGCAGGAUGGUUUGGUAAAGGUCUUUAUUUUCCAAGUUCUUCAAGAUACGCUAUAUUUUAUUCUAAACAACAUGGUGAAAAAAUUAUCUACUCGUUGUGUUCAUCAGUAGCGUUAGGAAAAAUGUUACAUAUUAAAGACAGAAGUUAUGAUGGAGAAGACCUUCAUCCCGAUUAUAAUAGUCAUUAUAUUCGUGUCGAUAAAAAUUCAAAUAAUCCAAUUACUAAUGACAAUGAUGACUAUUAUAAAGAAUAUGUCGUUAAAAAUAAUGAACAAGUUUUACCACUAUAUGUUAUUGGUCUUCGUCGAACAUCUAAAUUUGUUUUAUGGCGUGAUGCAGAAAUCGGUAGUGGUGAAAAUGCUCAGAUAUUUCAGAUUUUAAAAGGACAAUAUGGUUUUAAUAUUUAUGCAAGUGAAACAUCAGAUGAAGGUAUUCAGUUAUUAAAACGAAAAAUACAGAAUAAUAAAAAAUGUGUUGUUAUAACAAAUGGUAGUAAUAAUGGCAAUGAAUUUGCACAUGAAUGUAGAAAAAUAUGUUCGACAAUACCAAUUCUUGUCUAUUGUAGAAAUGUUGAAUAUCAUCAACGAUGGGCGUUCGAAUUAGGUGGUACACCAGCAAUUAAAGUAACAGAUAAUGAAAUGGAUAUAUUUGAAUAUAUUAAUAAAAUUCUCAUUGAAACAUAA